Messenger RNA from Neoarthrinium moseri, 375 nucleotides. RefSeq lists its product as uncharacterized. The coding region runs from base 1 to 375 and encodes 124 amino acids. The transcript has 3 exons. The record is from RefSeq and is a predicted model, not a curated record. Gene Ontology annotation, cellular component: plasma membrane. Lineage: Eukaryota; Fungi; Ascomycota; Sordariomycetes; Amphisphaeriales; Apiosporaceae. Gene Ontology annotation, molecular function: transmembrane transporter activity.
AUGUUGAGUAAAGCUUCCAAAGCCAAAGUCGUGGACGACAAGGUAGAAAAUGGGGGUCCCAUCAGCGGGAACAAUACCUACCAUCCCGGGGUUGGCGAUGGUGUCGAGGAUGUCGAGUUCGACGAGCUCCAUGUUGUGUGCCCCCCUCACACAACAGAGCGGAAAAUUGUCUCUCGCAUCGACCUCCGCCUAAUGCCAUUCAUUUGCAUCAUGUAUCUUUUGGCAUUUUUGGACCGAGUCAAUAUCGCAAAUGCCAAGUCUUUUUCGCUGGUGGCUGAUCUUGGCCUGACUGGCACGGAGUACAACACGGGUACGGUGCCUGGCCUCGACUUGGUCUACGAGACUGAACGUAGCACUCAAACUGACCCUGAUUAG